Messenger RNA from Hyaloperonospora brassicae, 690 nucleotides. The record is from the annotation of a GenBank genome assembly. Lineage: Eukaryota; Oomycota; Peronosporomycetes; Peronosporales; Peronosporaceae.
AUGCGUCCAGCGAUCUUCUUGUCCGCGGCACUGCUCUGCCUUGUGACAUGUGGCAAUGCCGUCAAAGCAGCGUCAGACUUGCAGAACCCCAUCACGUCGGACGUCAACUCGCCUGUGGUGGCCAACGACAAUUGGGUUCAAUCUGAUGCGAACACGAAGCAACGGCGCCUCUUUUCGACGUGGGGAAAGAAGCAUUCGGAACCCGAAGCCGACCCGCAAUCAGCUGCUAAGGACAGUACUGCCAAGGACGCGCAAUUCGACAACAUUACCGCACUAGCUCGUGAAAGCACCUACGCCCGAGACAGCGAUGACAGCAUCGAUAGCUGGGACCUCCCUGAUAGCUCGGACCUCCCCGACAACUCCGAGUCUCUCGACAGCUCGGAUUUCCCGGACAGCUCCGAAUAUCCCGACAGCUCCGACAUCGGCGGCCUAGCUGGCAAAAAGAGCGGUAAACCAAGAUUUCGUAAGUUCUUCUUUCUAGACACGUAUUGGAAUUUAUUCAUCGUGCAACAGCGUACUCGUGCGAAAACGCUAGCAAAGAUCGCUGCCAACGAGAAGGCUGGUUACCCAGCCUUUUCGUGGGCGGGAAUUCGUACUCGAUACAGUACGUUCAUCAACAAAGGCUACAUCGUGUUUCUCGACAGGCAGUGCGCUCGCCCCAGAAACUGGAACAAGCGAGCAUGUGCAUAG